GAAAGAAUAACAAGAAGAAGAAGGGCAAGGGAGGAGGAGGAGGAGGAGGAGGAGGAGGCAUGACGGAAGCUCAGAAAGAAGCAGCCCGUCUUGCGGCUCUGCAAAAGUUUGGCAUGGCUCCGCCUCCUGCCCCUGCUGCCAAGAAACCUCCUGCCUCCCCUAACCCCACUCAUCCUCCCACUCCCGGCAAGAAAGCUUCGCCGUCGCCGAAUGAAGAGGAGGAGCUCAGCUCAAAGAUGGAGGGCGUCAAGGUAGAGGAGGACAACGACUUCGAGGGGGAGAUGGCAGAUGAGGAUGACCUGCAGCAGUACAUGGAGCAAAGCCAUGCGGAGGAGUUCGAGGAAGAGGAGGAGGAGGAUGACCUCGACGACUUCCUCUCCGACAAGCCAGCGAAGCCCGUGGAGAGCGCCGCUGAUCGCGACGCGAGGAUCAAGAAGGAGCUGGAGCAGAGGAAGAAAGCACAGGAGGAGAUGGAGAAGGAGCGCGAGCGCAAGAAGAAAGAGCACGAGGACUGGCUCAACUCUUUGGACCCUGCGGAGCGCGAGCGAUACUUCAUGGACCAGGAGCGGAAGCAGCGAGCGAUGGAGGAAGCGGCGAGGCAGCAGGAGAUCGACAAGGAGCGCGCGAGGCAGGAGGAGAUGCGGCGCAAGGCAGGGGCGCAGGAGACGACCAAGACGGAGGAGGGGAAAGGAAAGAACGACCGUAUUGAGAACCGCUGGGCGUACGUGGGGGACAGGCUGGUGGCGGAGGCUGUGGAGAGGAAGGGGCCCAAGAAGGCUACGAGAGAGAUCCAGCUCAAGGUGCCGACAGGGCGGGUGGGGGCCAUCAUCGGCAAGGGAGGAGUCAACAUCAAGAUCAUCACAGGAAAGUCUCACGCCAAGGUUCAGAUCCACCCGCCCAAGCCCGGGGAGGAGGAGAAGGGCGAGAGCCUGGUGACCAUCAAGGGGU
Molecule: messenger RNA, 948 nt
Organism: Guillardia theta CCMP2712
Lineage: Eukaryota; Cryptophyceae; Pyrenomonadales; Geminigeraceae
Exons: 4
Molecular function (GO): RNA binding
Source: RefSeq, a predicted model, not a curated record